AAGUCUUCGUUUUCUUUUUCAAGUGUGUUAUACUAUAUGUAACGGUAUUUUUGACAUAUUCACAGUUUUUUUCAUAUUUUCUUUAUAUAUCCGGGUCAUAAGCGAAGCAUUUUUUUCUCUCUUUAUUUAUUCUGAAGAUUUUCGUUCUGGUUCAUUUCGAAUGACAGAUGCCAAUAUGAUGUUGUUGUUGGUGUUGUUAUUAUCUCGACCAUGAUCUGACUGAAGUUAUUCUUGUUUACUGUGUCAAAAUUCCAAUCUCGACUAAAUAUGUUACAGAAAGACACUAUGGAACAAUUCUUAACAGCAUUUAUUCUGACACUGUUGUUUAUUCACAACUCCGCCGAGUGCCCUAAACCUAAAUAUAUUGAACCUUAUUAUCUUUAUCCGACAAAUUGUUGUCAGAAGGAUUUGGAUGUCUUCAAACCUUUUCCUAAUGGAAAGUACCCAGAAAAGCCAAAGAUUCUUGAACUAACAGAUUUCCUGCGAAAUGGCAAAAGGGGAAUAAAAGCUGUGUGGAAUGCAAGUUUAACCCAUUUAAAAGGAUUUAAAAUUGAAUAUGAGUUUAAAGGUUCUGAUAAAAAAAUCUGUAGAAUUUUGGACUUUUCUGAAUUUCUGAAGAACAAAUCCAAUAGUAAUCAUGACUUUAAAUUUGAAAUAUAUCCUGUAACAAAAAAUAAAGAAAUUUUGGUUCAUCUUUAUCCGUUGCCGGAAUCUGGAAACAAUUAUCCUCCUGCUCAGGAAGUUGAUACAUUCAUGUGUCGUGAAUGGAUAAGUAAAAUAGACUAUUCAUUGAAAGAUGACGCGUUAAUUGUGGAGUUUAAACAAGGACCUUCAAAAUGUAAUAUAAAAGUGUAUAAUUUAACACUUUAUGAUGGACAGUUACGAAUUUUAAAGGAGGUGGCUGUCAGUUCUUCCAAGACACUCUCCGAAUUAAAACACAAAUUUUAUGGAUUAUGUCCUGGAAUCUACGAAAUAAGUGUUGAAAUAUUUGAUGAAUUUUGGAAUGUUGAUGGGAAAUGUAUAUGUAGAGCACCAAAUGGAAGAUGUGGUGUCCAGUGUUUUCGGUCGAAGUCCAAUAGAAUUGAAGUUGUUGGUUCAUCAUGUACAAUGCCAUCAUCAACAAAUAUGACUACAGCUAAGACGGGUUUAGCAACAAAACCUAAGAGUUCUUUUAAGUUAACCAUAUUCCUUGCCAUUAUUGGUGCUAUGAUUGGUCUGCUACUUUUGGUUCUUAGUUUUUACUGUUUCAAGCGAACAAUCCAAGAGAAAAGAGGGCUGUUAUUUUAUAUAGAGGACCAUUCUUACCACUGUGAAGCCAUUGAUAAGUUUGUAUCUUUCAUGAAUAAGAGUAAAUGUAAACUAGAAGUUGCUGCUCGGCUAGUGAAAGGUGGUGAUCCAUUAAGACUGAGUUUUGAAAUUCAAAAGUCUGAUUUUAUAAUUCUUGUUUACUCCAAAGCUCUUCACAAAAGAAUUCAGGCGUGGAAAAGCAACCAAGAUUACGUAAAUUUUUUAAAGGAGGAUAACUCUGCACUUUUGACAGCUUCCCUUCUCAAGGAACUUAAAGCAAGCAAUAAACUUAUCAUUUGUAAGUUUCCUCAGGCACCAAAAUCCGGUAUCAGCAGUGAAUUUCCUUCAGUUAAGUGUUACACUCUUACAAAAGAGUUGAACUUGCUUAUUCAACAAAUCCAUGGAACAGGAGUGGAUCAAGAGCUCACUAUUCUUGUCAAAAGUAACAAAUUCAAUCAUAAAUUUAACUCUUUGACCAACACAAUUAAAGAUGCUGCCAACUUUGAAGAAAAUAGUUCCUAUUGGUUUGAAGACAAAUAUAUUUGCCCCAAGAAAAUGGAGUCUUUAAUGCCUGAUGACACUGAAAAAUUUCUUCUCGAUGGAUAUGAACAUAGUAUUUAUUCCAUCCCGAUAAGUUACAUGUUUGAACAGAUAAAUGCAAACAAUGACACAAUAGCUUAAAAGAUUCACAGGUUGAAUUCAUUUGUUUCAACAAAGAUUUGGUUCUAUUUUUAUAUUUCAUCCUGGAUCCUUUCUGUUUUUCUUUUACCUUUUCACUCUGCCUCAUUUCUUCUCUUACCUGAUGUUGUGCAUCCUUCCUUCUCUCAUAUAAACAAAAACAGCAAAAUCCACAUUUAACAUUAAAAAACAAAAGAACUUAUUUUAUACUCUUCCCUAUUUCAUUGACAUGCUACUGUGAGAAAUAUUUUUAUAAGCAAAGUUGCCAAAAUUCAGACAGUUUUAUUCUGGCUUAUUGAAGACUCUUAAAUUGUAAAUUAAACUCUUAAUAACCCUGAAUAGAAUUUUCUUGUGAUAAUGCAGUUUUCUGUUGGCUCCUCUAGAGUUAGAGGAAAAUUUGAAUUCAUCAGUUCAUGCAAAUGUAACAAUUAUAUUCAAUCUGACAGCAUCAUUAGAGCAUCAGAAAAAACUGCCUUGCAUUUAUUUCUUCUGUCUCUUUACUUUCUCAGUUCAAAUUGCACCAAAACCAACUUUUGUAUGGAUAUUUCUAUGGAUAUCUUCCUGUACAGCUUGAUUAACUAUACAAGUGACUAAGACAUAUCCUACAUCACCAGAUAUUUCAGAGGUAAUUCCUGAUGGACCAGGGUUUUUCUGCUCUUCACAUUCUUAUGGCUAGAGUGUAGGGAGAAACACGGUAAAUAGAGAGUGAGAGAUGUAUGAUGGUAAAGGAGAGAUAACGUGGUGGCUCAGGAUGGUGAUCAAUGUAAAAUAUUGAUGGAGAGGGUAGUAUGAAGAAUAAAGGAUGAAUAUCAAAAGAAAUAAUUCCAGAUAGUGAGAAAACCUAAGUGGUGUCAGGGAAAAGCUGGUGACAUAUGCAGUUCAGCUAAUAUUAAAUUACAACAGUAGAAUACUGCAGUUAGAGAGAUGAUUGGUGGUGGGGAUGUCUUCAAAAGGAAAAUGGGUGACGGGACCCAAUUGUGUAUGUAUGUAUUUAUGCAUGUAUGUAUGUAUGUAUGUAUGUACAUACACACAUACACAUUGUGCUUCUAGAGUCUGUGUUGCUGAGAUAAGCAGAUCCUCUUAUGAGCUGCAUAUUUUCAGUCACCCUGGUCCAGUAUCUUCCUCUGUGAGCUCCAAGAUCCUGAGAUCAGCUUUCCUCAUUUUGUCCCAUGUCUUCCCAAGUCUCUUUCAAAAGCUCCAUCUGUAUUAAAUGACUGGUACUUUGUUUAUACAUUUGGUUGGUACUUAUCCAUGUGCAUCACUUGUCUUUACACUCAAAAAUCGCCUGGUGCAAGGGAGAUAAUCAAAAAUCAACAAAAACAAAUAUAUGAAUGAAUGUAACUGCUCCCAUGACCUGACAGAUUGUAUUAUAGGCAGUAUGGAUGUAGUAUCUCUCUAUCCAUCCAUUGACAUUGACUUUGCCGUAGAGAGAUGUGUUGAAAUUAUUUCGGAAAGUGAAGUAACCUUCCGUGAAGUGAACACGAGGGAACUAGGCCUCCUCCUAAAGCUCGUUUAUAAUAAUGAAUACUUAGAUCACCACAACCUAACUAGAUUCUGCCCCACCAAGUCAGGACGAGGUAGACCACCUACGAUCACAUCAGCUGCUAGAAAAACCACCGCAGAGUGUUGGAAGGGAUGGAAUACACCCA
Molecule: messenger RNA, 3614 nt
Organism: Octopus bimaculoides (California two-spot octopus)
Lineage: Eukaryota; Metazoa; Mollusca; Cephalopoda; Octopoda; Octopodidae
Molecular function (GO): interleukin-17 receptor activity
Source: RefSeq, a predicted model, not a curated record